UUUAUCUUUGGGAGUCGUGAGUAAUUUUAUUCAUGCUGAUUAAUUUAGUUAUGUGGUGAUCAAGUGGUUGAAGAACAUCUCAACUUGUAUGUUAAGAAUGAGGUAAAGAAAAUUGCAAUUUAGCUUAUAACUUGAGCUCUGAUAGUUGCUUAGGUUUACUCUUCAUUUUCCUUCCCCUGUGAAGCCCUUUGGGCCUAAUUUGGUUGUUGUGGAUAUGACAUUGUAUGUUAUGCAAUCAAGACAAAAGUGGUGUGCUAUGAUCUUAGUUAACUGAACUGCUAGAGAACAUAAUGAUGCAUAGCACCAACUAAUUUUAGAACUUUUCAUGCUUCUUACUAGUUUCUAUUGUUGGCCUGGUAAUCAUGGCGACCUUGUUCUUGCAUGAGUUGUCUUAUUAUCUUUCAACAUACACUGUACACGAGAUGGCGGUUGAUUCAAAACGUGGAGAAACACUUCCCAUCCAUAUUAAUAUGACAUUCCCCUCUCUUCCUUGUGAUGUUUUAAGCGUGGAUGCGAUUGAUAUGUCAGGGAAGCAUGAAGUUGAUCUCGACACAAAUAUAUGGAAGCUCCGCUUGAAUAAGGAUGGCCAUAUCACUGGCACGGAGUAUCUGUCAGACCUGGUGGAGAAGGACCAUGCUGCUCAUGGACACGAUGACCACAAAGAUCAUGAGGAGUCUGAUCACAAAGUUAAACUCCACAAUCUUGAUGAAGAAGCCGAAAAUAUGAUUAAGAAGGUGAAGCAUGCACUGGCUAAUGAAGAAGGUUGUCGGGUGUAUGGCCUUUUAGAUGUGCAAAGGGUUGCCGGGAACUUUCAUAUCUCGGUUCAUGGAUUGAAUAUUUUUGUGGCUCAAAUGAUUUUUGAGGGCUCUUCUCAUGUCAAUGUGAGUCAUAUAAUUCACGAUUUGUCGUUUGGGCCUAAAUAUCCUGGGAUACAUAACCCACUUGAUGACACAGUACGAAUAUUGCAUGAUUCGAGUGGAACUUUCAAGUAUUACAUCAAGAUUGUGCCGACUGAAUACAAAUAUAUAUCGAAGGAUGUUUUACCGACAAAUCAAUUCUCUGUCACUGAGUAUUUCUCUCCUAUCAAUGAGAUGGAUAGGGCGUGGCCUGCUGUGUACUUUCUGUAUGAUUUGUCACCUAUUACAGUGACCAUUAGAGAAGAACGUCGUAGUUUUCUCCAUUUCAUCACACGCCUCUGUGCAGUAUUGGGUGGUACAUUUGCCUUAACAGGAAUGCUGGAUAGAUGGAUGUACAGGCUUAUUGAGGCAUUAACAAAACCUAAGGCUAAAAAAAGUAUGAUGCGGUGAUUUUAGGGUUGUAAAACUCCCUUUGCAUGCAAAUAGCGUGAUUCUCAGGAACAUGCGGUUUACUCAUAGCCCGUGAGAAUUUUACUAACUUACACAUGAAAAAUGGUUGCCCUACUACUUUUUCCUCUUCUCUGCAUUUGAGCUUUUGAAAAUUUUGAUACCAUUGUUGUACUCGUAUUGGGAACAUUUAGUGUGAUAAUUUAGUGUCUUUGAAUUUGUGUUGCAACCUGAGGUUUUUGUGUUCCCAAAACAGAUAAGUGAAUAUCAAUUAUAUGGAUUUGAGGGUCUAAUUUUGCUACGUGACUAGGAAUUUCAGAAAAACAAUGCAAAGUACUAGAAAUAUCAUGGAACAUUUAGACUUCUGUUGACUAAAACGACUUACAAGUUAUAAGUUACAAGGACGAAAUGAGGAGAGCUUUUCUUGUUUUCAACCUACUGUCUCUUCUAACGGCUCGUCUAAGUCUCUCCUCGAUUUAGUUGCACUUAACUCUGGUUCGCCAGCAGAGUUAUAUCAAUGGUUUGUUAACACUAGUUGUAUUUUAUUCGUGAGAUUAGCAAAGACACAUGCUAUAUUGGUUGGACUCUGAUAUCAAUUUGAUGUGUUCUUUCAUUUCUCG
Striga asiatica is the source of this 1924-nucleotide messenger RNA. The record is from the annotation of a GenBank genome assembly. Lineage: Eukaryota; Viridiplantae; Streptophyta; Magnoliopsida; Lamiales; Orobanchaceae.